Molecule: messenger RNA, 3299 nt
Organism: Sarcophilus harrisii (Tasmanian devil)
Lineage: Eukaryota; Metazoa; Chordata; Mammalia; Dasyuromorphia; Dasyuridae
Product: actin-3-like
Exons: 3
Coding region: 61-1170 (369 amino acids)
Source: RefSeq, a predicted model, not a curated record
GAGGUUAGCUUCUGUUGCUACAUCGUCUGGCCUCCGCUUUGUCUGGGCUUCAUCCUCCUGAUGGAAUCAUCUUCUGUGGUCAUUGACAUUGGCAGUGCCUGUUGCAAAGUUGGUUUGGCUUGGAAAAACUACCCUACUUUUGCAAUCCCUACAGUUGUUGGAUAUGAGCCCUACUGUGAGAACCUGAAAGGAUUCCCUUCCAAGAUAAGGAAAGUCAUAGGCCUGGAAAACAUGCAUAUACUCAAGGACCUGCCUAUUAUAGAAUUUCCCGUUAAUCGAGGCCAAAUCCUGAACUGGGAUGCUAUGGAAGCUAUUUGGCGACAUACUUUUGAUAGCCUUCAAAUCAAUCCCAAGAACCACCCAGUGAUUGUCACAGACUUGCCAUGGAAAGAGAGAAGUUACCAGCAGAAGGUUCUGGAGGUCAUGAUGGAGACUUUCAACGUUCCAUCCCUGCACAUUGGCAAUCAGGCAGAACUUGCUAUAUUAGGUGCCGGAUUCUUGACUGGAAUGGUACUAGACUGUGGGGCUGGUCUUACCCACGUUGCACCCAUCUUGGGAGGCCACGUCAUCCCUAAAUGCAUGCUAAUCUGUGAGAUCGGUGGGCUGGAUAUCAGUGCCCUGCUAUAUAAACACCUGUUCAGGAAGGAUAUGAGAGUGGAUGACUUGCUCCAGAGAAUAACAAUGGAAGAGCUCAAAGAGAAGUUAUGUUACGUGAGCAAAAGCCCUGAUCAGGAGUCUCCUAGUGACUUGCCCUCUACUCAAGGGAGGGUUUCGGUGCUUCCUGAUGGGGAGAUUAUCUCCUUUACUGAAAAACACUGUACCUUCCCUGACAUGCUCUUCAACCCCUCCCAGUUUGGAGGCACUGGAGUAAAACUAGCGCUUGAGGUGCUCAAAUCAGCCAUGUUGUGUCCCAACCUGACCAAACACUACAUAUUUUCUCGGGUGGUUCUCUCUGGGGGCAGCACACUCUUUCCUGGCUUUCCAGAACGUCUUGUCUCAGAGUUAAAUGCCAUGAAACCGUCACUGUUCUCAACUGAGGUUGUGUGCAGGCCAAAUAGGGUCUACCUACCCUGGGUAGGAGGUGCCAUAUUGUCUCACCUGUCGACUUUCAGUUCCCGCUGCAUAACCAGAAACGAAUACUAUGAGGCACAAGAUGCACUAUUGACUUAGAGAAGUUUUCUUCAGAGAUUUUCCCAAAGGAGUGAAUUGGUGAAUACUGACUGCCUGAGGGCGGAAGAUGCAUGUUCUUGAGAAAAGUGCCUUUUUAUAGGGUUAUAUAACUUUACUUUGUUUGGGAGUUCUACCUUUUUUUAAAUUUUUGUUCCUCGCUAUAGCUGUGGCUUGGGAUUUUGGCUUCCCAUCAGGCCUGAAUUAGGAAUUCUAGAAAAGGUCUUUCUCGGGGGACUUUUGGAGAAGCAGCAUUGAAAUCCAAAAUAGUUCUGAAAGCUUCGAGUUUGCUUUCCCCUGAUAGUUCACUUCCUCUCUGGAAAUACUAUGUAAGAGACAGGGUAAAAGAGUGUCCAUGUCACACCAAUGCAGAGGAGGGGAAGGGUGUACAAUUCUUGUCCCCAAUCAAGAUGGGUCUGCUAAUUUUUUUUGUAAUUGAGGGAGUAUGGAGAGAAAAUGAAUAUACUAUCACCUAGAAGAUAAAAUUGGAGAAUUUGUAUCUCUUCCUGAGACUUGGGCAAUGUAUCUUCCUUAUUCUCUCUUUUUUUUCCUGAAUCCCCUCAGAGAAUAGAUUUGUUGGUUCUUAGCCAUCCUCAGCCAAAACUAGCCCUUUUCAAAGAUGUUUUUCAGUCCCUUAGCCUGACAAAUUGUGGUUGACCUGAAGUAAUAGGAAAGGGCACCUUCUCUUUCUGCUCUCUCUCGCUCUUUCUUCUCUCUUUUCUCUUUCUGCUCUCCUCUCUCUCUUUUCUCCUCUCUUUCUCUCUCGUAUUGGAGGGAUGGAGAGGAACAUUAGUAUGUUUAUAACCAAAGGACUAGCUACAGUGGAUGUCUUGUGUUGCUUAGGGGAUUCUGAGGGUUCUGUGGCCUAUGCUGUGGGGAUAUCAUGUACACAACAAUCCUUGUCCAGUUUUCAAGGGAGAUCUGUUCAUCUUUGAAAUGCCUUGUUUUAACUGGAUAUGGAAACCCAGUAAAAAUGGAAGCAUUGUGAUGAUGGCUCAAGUAGUGAUAGGGGAAGGUAGGGAAAAGGCACAAAAUGCAGGAUUACCUAAGAGAAGAGGGAGUCUAUGAUGGUGAUAGGAGCAGGGAGGGAUGCCAGUCUGGUGGACUUUCCUGCCUGCUUUUUCUUCUUCAUCUGAAAUUUCAAGACUUCUGGAUCCUCCUCUAUGAAUGGAGGCUAAAAGGACAAUACCUUCUCCCCCAAAAUAUUAAUGGGCUCAGGAGCAAUCCUGUCUUUUCCAGAUGAUAUCUGAGAGACUGCUUAGUGCUAGGCACCAUAUGUUACACAGGAAGCUGCCCAUUUCAGAUUAUAUCCAGAGGAAGAUAACCUGGAGAACACUAGUAACUGUCACUCAUCUGAUGCAAUAAAGAAAUGUAAAGAAAGCACUUUGCUUGCUCAUUUGAGCUCCCUGUCAACCUUGUGAGGGUAGUAAUAGAAGUGAUCUUAUCACAUUUUUAUAAAUGGAGAAACAGAUUCUAGGAAGUAUUCCAUCAUGGUAUACAUAGUGACAAGCCCUCAGUACAUCUACAAGUCCCAUGAUUUUAUGGGAGACUAAGCUUCCUCCCUCAAGUCUGGAAAACCAGGAUUAUUUUCUUACUUUUAAUCCCCUGUGUCUCUAAUUCUAUGCUUUCUUUGUUUUCUGGAAUUCAUAGUCACCAAUGCCAUGAAUGAUUGUAGUAUUCAUUAAGUUUUUGCCAUAUAUAAUGCACUGUGGCAAGUGUUAGGGUUGCAAAUAGAAUAGUAAAGUAGAUUCUCCAGGAGGAACUGGGAAUGAGUAGGCUAGAGAAGAGGAAAAACUUAGGAAGGAGCCGUUUGAUGCAAUUGCAUAUAAUAGAGGGAUUGGGUUUUUUUUUCCUGGACUCCAUGGUGUAAAAACAGGAAAUGGAGAUGUAUAAUAUAUUAUAACAAAAAAGAUUUCUUAAAGUUAGUUCUGUCCUAUAGUAGAAAUACCUUCUUUAUCACUAGGGAACUCCUCCAAUUCAACAGAUUACAGGAAAAAUCAGUAAAAGUAUUAGGGUUUGGGAAAUUGCCUUGCCUGUCCUAUUCCUCCCUUCCAUUUUCAUUCUGAUGUUUUCCUAGACUCCAAGUUAUUCCUGAUUCCUUAGAUUUUCUGUUUGUCACUCUUCGUAGCUCC